Symbiodinium necroappetens is the source of this 260-nucleotide messenger RNA. NCBI's taxonomy places the organism in Eukaryota, Dinophyceae, Suessiales, Symbiodiniaceae. The record is from the annotation of a GenBank genome assembly.
AUGGGCGCCCAAACAUCCGGAACUUUCGAAUCAGGGGAAAUCAUCAGUGCUUUCAAAGGCUACGAGACCGACUACGAGCUUGGAGCUAAAGCUGCACUCCGGGCCUUUAUCGAUUACUGCAUACAGAUCGUGAAGUCCGUGCCGCAGCAUGGGGUGAACCUCUCACCUUUGCAGCAGCCCGACGCAACGCCAGCUGCAGCCUUGGAGGCCGUGCGCGACGCUUCACGGGUCAACGACCAGCGCAGAGAUGCCUGGGAUAA